AUGAACAGAGCGCAGAUGCAACAAUACAAAGAACAACAAAUGAGAGAACAAGAAGAAAAGAGGCAACAAAUCCUCGAGGCUUGUUUGGACUCAGGUGCUAAAGAAAGACUUUCGAGUGUGAGGUUAGUGAAACCAGAGAAAGCAAGACAAGUUGAGGACAUGAUUAUGAUGAUGGCGCAACAAGGACAAAUGACAGGACAAAUUAAUGAAGGUGGUCUUAUCUCACUUCUCGACCAAGUACAACAAAAGACCGAAACAAAGAUCACUAUGAAACACAAAGGAGACGAUGAACUUGACGAUAUUAAAUUCGAUGAUCUCUAA
Messenger RNA from Entamoeba invadens IP1, 321 nucleotides. RefSeq names its product programmed cell death protein, putative. The transcript is spliced from 3 exons. Lineage: Eukaryota; Evosea; Mastigamoebida; Endamoebidae. The record is from RefSeq and is a predicted model, not a curated record. Gene Ontology annotation, cellular component: nucleus; cytosol. The coding region runs from base 1 to 321 and encodes 106 amino acids. Gene Ontology annotation, molecular function: DNA binding.